Messenger RNA from Neltuma alba, 1932 nucleotides. RefSeq names its product ABC transporter G family member 22-like. The coding region runs from base 16 to 1719 and encodes 567 amino acids. The record is from RefSeq and is a predicted model, not a curated record. Gene Ontology annotation, biological process: transmembrane transport. NCBI's taxonomy places the organism in Eukaryota, Viridiplantae, Streptophyta, Magnoliopsida, Fabales, Fabaceae. Gene Ontology annotation, molecular function: ATP binding; ATP hydrolysis activity; ABC-type transporter activity. Gene Ontology annotation, cellular component: membrane. The transcript has 8 exons.
GAGAUUCUUGCUUUAAUGGGGCCAUCUGGAGGUGGUAAAACAACAUUACUCAAUAUCUUGAGCGGCAGGACCAAGUUUAACGGCGGGUCUAUCACUUACAAUGACGAACCAUAUACCAAGUCAUUAAAGCAGAGGAUUGGAUAUGUAACACAAGAUGAUGUUGUGUUCCCUCAUCUUACAGUCAAGGAAACUCUCACAUAUGUAGCUUUGCUCCGUCUCUCGAAGGAUCUAUCAAUGACACAGAAAAAAGAGAGGGUUAUGAAUGUUUUAAGUGAACUAUGCCUCGAAAGAUGCCAAGACACAGCAAUUGGCGGCAAAUUUAUCAGAGGGGUUUCUGGUGGUGAGAGGAAAAGGGUCUGUAUUGGCACAGAAAUCCUGCUCAACCCAUCACUUCUGUUCUUGGAUGAACCAACAUCUGGUCUAGAUUCAACCACAGCAUCACGAAUUGUUCAGAUUCUUCAAAACAUUGCAAAAGAGGGAAAGACAGUAUUGACAACAAUACACCAGCCGUCAAGUAAGCUGUUCAGCAUGUUUGACAAAUUGAUUCUGUUGGGAAAAGGGAGCACCUUGUACUUUGGAAAAGCAUCUGAUGCAAUGAUGUAUUUCUCCUCUAUUGGUUGCUCUCCAUUGAUAGCCAUGAACCCUGCGGAGUUCCUCAUUGACCUUGCAAAUGGCAACAUAAUUGACAAAUCUGUCCCUUCAGAACUUGAGGAUAAGUUCCAUUAUGGAAUCAAAAAACUCAACAUAAAAAACAACACACCCUCCCCAGUUGAUGUACACGAGUUUCUUGUUAAGGCCUAUGAAAUAAGGCUUGCGAAAAGUGACAAAGCAAUGCUUCUCGAACCUGUAACAAGAAGGGGAGAUCAGAGUGGGAUGCAAGGCAGGCCAUUCCUGAGGGACUUUGGAGCAACUUGGUCUCAACAAUUUUGCAUUCUCUUCAUGAGGGGCAUUAGGGAGAGGCGUCAUGAGUAUUUCAGCUGUCUGCGUGUAACCCAAGUAAUAUCAACUGCAAUUAUUGUUGGACUACUUUGGUGGAACUCUGAUGCUUCUUCUCACAAGAGUCUCCAUGAUCAGGCAGGGCUACUGUUCUUCCUUUCUGUGUUCUGGGGCUUCUAUCCGCUAUUUAGUGCCAUCUUCAUGUUCCCACAAGAAAGAGCAAUGCUAGUGAAAGAGAGAUCGAUUGACAUGUAUAAACUCAGUGCUUACUUCUUAGCUAAGAACACCAGUGAUGUUCCAAUGGAGCUUCUAAUGCCUCCAGUGUUCUUAGUGAUUGUGUAUUUCAUGGUUGGCUUGAAGCUACAAUUUUCUGCAUUUUCCCUCACCAUCCUCACAAUUUUUCUGAGUGUUCUGGCAGCUCAGGGUCUGGGACAAGCCAUAAGUGCAGCAUUUCUAGAUGUGAAGAAAGCUACAACACUGGCCUCAAUCGUUGUCAUGACCUUCAUGCUAACCGGUGGAUUCUUUAGCCAACAAGUCCCAAGGUUUAUGUCAUGGGUACGCUACGUCUCUUUCAACUACCACACUUACAGGUUGCUUUUGAAAAUUCAAUAUGGAUGUGUGGUUUCAACUUCUGCAUCAGGUUGCAGUGAGUCUCCUUUAGAUAAAAAGAGGGAGACUAUACUCGGGAGAGGACUGGAAGUUGGUGCUAUGAUAAUAAUGAUAAUUAUUUAUCGGCUUAUAGCGUAUUUAUUUCUAAGGAGAAUGAAUAUAAGGACUAAAUGAAGCCAAUUUUCGGACUUUAAGGUCUCAUUUGAUGCGAAGCAUUAACAAUGAGGGAUAGAGACUAGAAUAUCAAUUGAAAAAAAAUCAUUAAAAAAGUCUUUAGCAUGAGUAAUUACUUAUUAUAUUGGAUUAGGCGAACUUAUGGAAGUAAGAUUAGAGAAUACUACUUCCUCCUAUGAUAUUCCCCAAUCCCACAUACAUGGGUUUAUCUAA